Molecule: messenger RNA, 693 nt
Organism: Hyalella azteca
Lineage: Eukaryota; Metazoa; Arthropoda; Malacostraca; Amphipoda; Hyalellidae
Exons: 4
Coding region: 130-693 (187 amino acids)
Source: RefSeq, a predicted model, not a curated record
UAAUUCAAUAGCUGAAAUUCCAGGAAGUUUAUAAGUUUUUACUCAUUUUACUACCUUUUUUUCUUUUUAACCACCUAAAGGCUGAAGGCAGCAGUACAUAGUUUUCAGUGUCCAUUCAACUAAAAAAUUAUGCUUGGACCUUACAAGUUGAAAUCCCCUGUCUGCGUCUGGCUCUUGGCCGCAAUGGUAACAACGCUGUUGCUAGUCAUUUUUUGGUUUGACCACAGGCAUACCGACUCCGGCGACAAUUUCGCAUCAUCGUUUCCAGUUCUAAUGGGAGGUCAAAGGAGAACGUCACGUGAGCAGAUAAAAAUUAUCAACCAAAACUCAUUAGUCGGACAGGGAACAACAGCGAAUGCAACUAGUGGAACUGGCAAUGAAUUAAGUGCAGAAAUAAACCACUCACUAAUGAGCCCGAGCUGGACCGAGUUCUACAACUUAAUUGAAGAGACAACGAGUUUUUGUGAGCUGAAAAAGUUCGGCGGAUUCGAACGUACGGACAUGACCGGCAUCGACGGAACCAAGCUCGUGUGCCUGGAUGCAGGCGUCGCCCCCGAGCCGGGCUCGUGCGUCGUGCUCUCCUUCGGCGUCAACGACGAGUGGAGCUUCGACGACGCCAUGGAGAUCAUUUCUCCCCUAGGAAUUUUUGGAUCACUAAGAAUUUGUGGCGAGCAACCAAUGUUCGGUUUUUAA